AAGACUUCAAUGAUCGUGUCUACACAGCUUUAAGGGCAAUGAUUUUCACAAAUUUAUUUAAUUUUCAGAUUAUUAGAUACAUAACAUGAGCUUCAGGUCACUUUCUUGGCUUUGCGGGCUGGCUCUAGUGUCAGCCCGAUGCAGUUACGCACAAGACAACAAUACAAGCUGGCACCAGUAUGUGCGCGCCCCAACAAAUAGCACGGUGAAACCGAAAGCCGUUCUCAGCACGUAUACUUUGGGGAAUGUAACAAACCCCGAAGGUCUCAUCAUUGGGAGCGACGUGACGAUCCUAUCUCAUAAAGAAAACGACACCGUCAUACCCACCGUAGUCCUCGACUUCGGCCAAAACGUCGUGGGCCUGCUGGAAAUCGAUUUUGCGCGCUCGACUAACGCCUCGGGCGGAUUUCCCGGCCUGAAAGUGUAUUUCUCGGAGAGCUUGGAAUUUCUCGGGAAUACGAGUGACUUUACGAGGUCUGAUAACGCGGGUCAGGGGUCGGGCGAUCCCCCGGAAAUUACCUCCGGAACUGAUCAGGUGGCCGUGAAAAAUGAACCGUUUACUUGGCUCGAUCAAUGGGGCUGUGAAUACGGAAGCCAGGUCUGCUCUGACGGUCUUCACGGCUUCCGUUACGUGAAAAUUGAACUGGACGCGCUUGCCGAAGACGCACCGUACACGUCUCCGUACGGCGAGGUCGCCAUCAAUUCCGUCAGCCUGCAAUGGUCCGCAUAUCUAGGUACCCCUGAUACUUACACGGGCUGGUUCGAAUGCUCAGACGCGAACCUCACGCAGUGGUGGUACGACGGCGCGUACACCACGGAGAUGGGUACGGACGUCUUCCGGGACAACGACACGGAGCCCCGUGGAGCCUCAAGCCCUUCGCUUUUAGGUAAGUGGGUGCUCUUGGACGGGGCGAAGAGGGAUAGGGAUCCGUAUAUGGGGGAUCUGGCGGUCGCCGCGUUGACGAGUUACCUUUCACACGAUUUCCCCGAGGCAGCUCGGAACGUAAUGGUGGAUCUGGCGCUGCAUCAGAGGGAUGAUGGGUGGAUACCACCUGCGAGCAUUAACAACUACCAACUCCAACUUUUCGACUACCCCCUAUACUGGGUAACCUGUAGCUGGGACCACGUCCUGUACACCGGCAACCUAUCCUACAUCGAAGCGUACUAUCCGGUUCUCGUGAAGGUCCUCGAUACGUACUACGUCUCCCACACGGACAACGCUACAUCGCUCCUCGUCCGCCAAGACGGGUACGGCGACUACGCCUUCAUCCCGCGCGACGGCUCAGCAACGUACUACAGCGCAUUAUACGUUCUAGCACUAAACCGAGCCGCCGACCUAGCUUCCCUCCUCUCAAAGCCCAACGACGCAUCCCGCUGGCGCGAAAGAGCCACCAACGUAUCCGCCAGCAUCCUCGCCAACCUGUGGGACGCCUCAGCCGGCGCCUUCUACGACCGGAAGUGCGCCGGAACGGGGUGCAGCGCGCACGCGCAGGACGGGAACAGCAUCGCGAUCUUGGCCGGCGUCGCGUCUUCCAACUCCAGUAGCUCGAUCCCGUAUGCGCAAUCAGCGCUAUCCUACCUCGCGAACGCGACCGCGAAGCCGUACGGGCACGCCUUCUACGACGCCUCCGGCGACGAGCUAGGCGCCGGGUUCAGCGACAGGGUGUACGCGUUCGUAUCGUACUUCGAGACGGCGGCGCGGUUCGAGAGCGGGAUGGCGGAGUCGGGCGUCGCGCAGAUGCGGGCGACGUACGGGCACAUGGCGGCUUCGGACCCCGGGGUCACGAUGUGGGAGGGCGUCGGGGUUAACGGGAGUAAGUACGAAGGCGGGUUUACGAGUUUGGCGCAUGGGUGGUCGACGGGGGUUACGCCGUUGCUUACGACGUAUGUUCUUGGUGUGCGACCCCUGAGGCCUGGGUUUAGGGAGUGGAGUGUUCGGCCGCUUCCUAGUGAGGAUUUGGCUUGGGCUAGGGGGGUUGUUCCGACGCCUUACGGGCCCUUAAGUGUGAAGUGGGAGAGGAACCAGACGGAUGGGAGACUUCUGGUGAAUGUUACGCCGCCGCCGGGUACUAAUGGGACGGUCGUUGUUCCUGAGAUACAGGGAGAGGGGAAGAAUCGGAGGGCGUGGGCUGAUGAUGGGAUUGAAUUAAAGGGAGAACUGGUUGGUAAAGAUGUUGUGUUCAGAACCGAGGGUGGCAGGCAGUAUUUUCUUCGGUGAUCACCUGGACAUAUUGGGAAUCGACGCCUUAUUUAAGAUUCCUUUACUUAGUAGUGGAUGUGGAAAUAACAAGGUUUCAAAGAGGACUGCUAGAACUUCAGA
Annulohypoxylon truncatum is the source of this 2320-nucleotide messenger RNA. RefSeq names its product glycoside hydrolase family 78 protein. Gene Ontology annotation, biological process: carbohydrate metabolic process. The transcript is spliced from 4 exons. Lineage: Eukaryota; Fungi; Ascomycota; Sordariomycetes; Xylariales; Hypoxylaceae. The record is from RefSeq and is a predicted model, not a curated record. The coding region runs from base 86 to 2218 and encodes 710 amino acids.